This is a messenger RNA of Erinaceus europaeus (western European hedgehog), 998 nucleotides long. RefSeq names its product latherin-like. The record is from RefSeq and is a predicted model, not a curated record. NCBI's taxonomy places the organism in Eukaryota, Metazoa, Chordata, Mammalia, Eulipotyphla, Erinaceidae. The transcript has 9 exons. The coding region runs from base 125 to 772 and encodes 215 amino acids. Gene Ontology annotation, molecular function: lipid binding.
CCCUGCUGGGGGGAGGUUACUCCCUAUAUAUAGAGUCCAGCCCACAGCUGAGCACAUUGGGAGGGGACCUAGGGAGGCCCAGUCAUCUCUAAGUGCACAGCGAAGCCCAGGUACCUGACCCAAGAUGCUGAAGAUCUGUGGCCUCUUUGUGCUCCUCUGUGGGCUGCUUGCCCCAUCCUCUGGUCUUUUCUUUCCAACUCCACUGGAUUCUAAACUCAACUUGGACCUGGUCAGCGAUCUUAAAACUGGUCUUUAUCAAGCUGUGGAGAGUUUGAACUUGAAUGGAGGGUUAGAUGAUCUGUUGCAGCCUGUGGCUGGCAUCCUAGGACUCCAAGGCAUAAAGUUAGAGAUAUCAAAUCCAAAGUUCUUUGAUCUCACAUUUAAGAAGUCCUCUAUUAAUGGAAAAGCCUCUUUAGAGAUACCAAUUCAAUUUGGUCUGCAUCUUCAGACCCCAUUGUUUAAUGACAAAUGUAAAGUCAGCACGAUCAUAAAAGGCAUGGCUUCUUUCAUGAGAGAUCAGAAUGGCUAUGAUCGAAUCGUCUUUGAGGAUUGUGGGAUCGUGCCUGAGUCUGUACAGAUCACCUCUGAGAAGUCAUUCAGCUUACUGGGACGUGCACCAAACUUGGAGAGCAAAUUUAAAGGGAUCAUAUCCCAACAAGUGGUGAGAGAACUAUGCAACUCCCUCAAUACAAUGAUGACUAAAUUACCUCCAGAGUUCGUCAGUUCCAUUAGAAGGUCUCUGCCUGAAGGUGAUGUCAAGAUCUCCAUCUAACUAUCCCCAAACAAAGAAGCAGCAUUUGCACCAAUCGAGAAUCGGGUCCUGCUUGCUGGUCUCCUUCCUGAAAUGUCCUCCACACUCCAGGUCAACACCUAUGUCAUAUUCAUGUUGAUUAUUCAGCUGCUGCCUGGAGUUUUAUCAUUCACCCUGGAUGCCAAGAUCCCCUCCUGCCUGGAAGUGGGAGCUGUUCCCCUGUAAAUCCUCACCAGAAUCUCCGUUA